This is a messenger RNA of Filobasidium floriforme, 1068 nucleotides long. RefSeq lists its product as uncharacterized. The record is from RefSeq and is a predicted model, not a curated record. Lineage: Eukaryota; Fungi; Basidiomycota; Tremellomycetes; Filobasidiales; Filobasidiaceae. Bases 1 to 1068 code for a protein of 355 amino acids. The transcript is spliced from 5 exons.
AUGCCUAGAGAUCGUUCACGCUCCCGCUCCCGUUCUCCGGAUCGUAAACGGGAUAGAGACUCCAAACGCAAGAGACGAGAUCGGGAUCGGGAUAGGUCAAGGUCAAGAUCGAGAUCAAGAGAUCGCCGUGAUCGAUAUGAAGACGAGGAUAAGGAGGAUCGGGGUAGGAAAGAAGAACAGACGAUUGGAAGCCUGGACGAGGUUGGGCAGAGGGAGUUGACGACGAAUGAUUAUUUCUUGAAGGCUGCCGAGUUCAAGGCUUGGUUACGUGAGGAAAAGGGAAAGUAUCUGGACGACCUUUCCGGGGACAAGUCUCGCAAAUAUUUCAAGAAGUUCAUAUCACGAUGGAACGACCUCGUCCUCCCACCCAAAUAUUACCGUCCGCUAGCCUCUACCUCGGUCGCAGCGUCAGCUCAGACGGGGUACAAGUGGUCUUUCGCGAACAACCGAUCCAAGGUCGAUAAAAACGAAUUGGAGAGGCUGAGAGGGGAUGUGGACAAGAUGACGAACGGUGGAGGUGGGCUCGGGCCUAUGUCGACCUCGAAAGGUGCUAUCGGACCUUCGUUACCUUCCGCUGGCAGAACGAUUGGACCUUCGAUGCCAUCCACAGCACUAUCAUUCUCGGCAUCUUCAAGCAACCAGACCCCUGCGGACCGACAACUAGCCCUGGAAGAAGCUCGGGAAGAAUCCCUCAAAGCUCGGAAAGCCGAAAGGAACAAGCUUUACGGAAGGGUGGAAGAGCUCGUACCCAAAACCGGGGGGCGGGAGGGGAAGAUGGAAGAGAGAAGAGCGACGAAUGCCGAGAAUAGGAUGUAUAGGGAAAAAGACGCUAGUGCGGGCAUAGAGGUGGAUGAGGCGACUUUGAUGGGUGGGGGGAACGAUUUCCAGAAAGCGUUGGCACAACGCGAAGCCGCUAAAGCUAGGAAACAAGACCGCCGCUCAGACGUCGUCAAUGACCGUCGGGCGGCCAUGUCAGAUCGCUUACAGAGCAUGAAGGCGAAGGAUGAUGAGACGAUGGCCAUGUUCAGGCAGAUGGCGCAAUCGAAGUUUGGACAAGGGGGACGAUAG